AUGUCUUUUGAUUCAGAUACGCAAGUAUUUGUGUGUUUCCUUUCUACAGAUGUCCAGCCUCUUGACCUCAGUAAGCUACACGAUGAUCAACCAGAUAAGGAGUUGGAAACCACAGAGAGCUCAACAUGGCGUCAUCAUAUUACCAUACCGCAGCCCUUCAAGAUGUGUGAACGAGAGCAGCAACGAAAACAGACCGGUACGCAGCCACGUUCUAGGCAGAAUUUGCGGGCAGAGGAUGCAAACAAGGAAAAAGAGUUGACCGAAAUUCAGCAACGAGCAAAUCAAUUUAGGGCCAAACCAAUACCUGCACAUGUAUAUCUUCCGUUGUUUGAGGAACUAAUGGAACGUCAGGCUGAGAGAAGAGAGGCUGUUCGGGCUCAUAGCAAGGAAGUGCUCAAAGCGACGGAAAAACCCUUUCGAUUCACUAUUCGGGAAAGAAGGAAAAAGGAACGGGGAGAAAUGGUGGACGAAGCUGAGGUUCGGCGGCGCUCCAUCAGUUUGAUGCGCCAAAGCGUAUCUGCUGGUCGGCGGAAAUCUUCCAAAGAUAUGUUCCGUGACACGUUCGGUUUGCCUGAUCACCUGUAUGAAAACCGAAUGGAACGUUUGCACGAAGAUCAGCUGUUACGUGAGGUCAAACGCCAACUACGAGCCCAACGUCUACUUCAGUCGGCUUCUUUACCAGCUGGGAUGGAGGAAAGAGAGCGUCGGGCCGCCAAACGGCGUGCGGAUAGAGAAGCAAGGAAGAAACAACUCGGUUUGGAUCCGGAAUCCGAUUUGCAACAGCGAACUGCAAGACAGUUUCGAGCACGGCCAGCUCCAGAUUUCAAGCAGUUACACUGGCAGGCGGAUAAGUCACUUCGUCGUUUAUGGCGUCCGCCGCCAGAACCGACCCGUCCAAAGCCAUUCAAUCUACACACAAGUAAAAGAAGCAAAAGUGCAAGUGCCCCUUCGACCAGAAGUCGUUCCGCAGCUUCAGCAACAGAUGAUCUUUCGCUUGACGGAAAUAAGUCUAUGAGUCCAAAGAAUAUCACACCAGGACCACAUAAUUACCGGCGCUUCCUGGCAGAAAUGCCCUCUCCGGCCAAGGCUAAUGCAUCAAUGCUCCGCGAAAAUUACGUCCGACAGUCCAUGGAACGAGCGCGUUUGGAAGCUAAAAAAGCGGAAGAGAUGGAACUGGCAAAACGUUUAAAACAAUCGGAGCUGUCACGUUUGAUGCGUGGCUCCGCUUGCUACUUUGGUGAUCAGGCUGUGUCGCCUAAACAAUUGAUUACAGCGGUCACGGAAAACCGCAAGAAAGAACUCGUGUGA
Messenger RNA from Echinostoma caproni, 1308 nucleotides. The record is from the annotation of a GenBank genome assembly. NCBI's taxonomy places the organism in Eukaryota, Metazoa, Platyhelminthes, Trematoda, Plagiorchiida, Echinostomatidae.